GACUAGUUCACAGUUGAUUGCCAUACGCUCGACCAACCCGUUGGAAUCGUUCCCGGUUUGAAUCUCUAUUUCGUUCUAUCUCAGUCUGUUUACGUUCAAUCAUGGCGGACUGCGAUCAAGUUAUAUUCACUAAUUUGGUCAAAUCUAUUGAGCAAUAUCCGUGCUUAUACAACUUUAAUUUGCCAGAAUAUUCAAACAAAGUAGCUGUGGAGACGGCAUGGAAAAUUGUAGCUAAAGAAACUGGAAUGAGUGUUGUGAUUUGCAAAGAUAAGUGGCGAAACAUAAGAACAGUGUUUUCAAGGGAUGUGAAGCGACGUCGUUUUGGUAAGGUUAAAAAGAAACCAUAUUAUUUGCAAGAAUCACUAGAAUAUUUAGUUCCUUUCGUGAAGGCAUCACACACCACUGCUAAAGGCAGUCAGUUCCAAGAAGAAAAGAAAGCUUUAACCGAAAUGAACAUAAUAAAAGAUUCGGAAGCAAGCAAUGAUGAGAGCAUUCCUGUUCUUCCUACUUCUUCAGAGACAAGAUCCAAUCAGCUUCGAGUUUCAACAUCUUCAUCACUUUCAACAUCAUCCGCACUACCGUCUCAGUCAGAUUCACUAUUUGGGAAACGAAAUAUGAACUCUGAAAAUUAUAAAUCAAAUUCAUCGAAAAAUGAAUCCUAUAUGGAUUUUGAUUACAAUCUAAACGGGCUGGUACCUACCGAAAAUUCAAGGAAAAUGUUUUUGCUGAGUUUACUGUACGAUGUGGAAGGCAUGACCGACCUUCAAUAUCGGAAGUUCAGAGUAGAAGUCUUAUCUCUGGUGGAUAAUAUUUUAAUAAAUAGUUCUCAGUCACAAGAAAUAAUGAGUGAGGCGCACAUCAAAAUAGAAAUCGAUGAGAGGAAUAAAAUUAUGGAAGAAUAAUUUUCAAACUAAGACUUGUUGCAACAAAUUUUCCAGUCAGAAAUCCUCCACAUUAUGAGGCCUUAAGUGUCACCACAAGAAAGUAUUACUCUGAGAAUUAAAAAAUGGUUCGAAUGCAGAUACUGGGAAGUUUUAGUUUCAUUGUUAUUUUAUGUUAUGUUGUUAAUCAAUAAAGUUGUACAUUCAUUA
Molecule: messenger RNA, 1091 nt
Organism: Harmonia axyridis
Lineage: Eukaryota; Metazoa; Arthropoda; Insecta; Coleoptera; Coccinellidae
Exons: 3
Coding region: 102-902 (266 amino acids)
Biological process (GO): regulation of transcription by RNA polymerase II
Cellular component (GO): transcription regulator complex; nucleus
Molecular function (GO): DNA binding
Source: RefSeq, a predicted model, not a curated record